UUGAUUCCAUCGAAAUAAAAACAGAGCUGGUUGGAAUUAGGGCUAGGGCAAGGGUUUGAAUCGCCAUGGAUGCACCGCAGCAGCAGCAGCAGCAGCAGAGGAGGAGGCAAUCAUUGCCUCCAUCUUCUGGAGCGGAUCUCUGCAGCAUUGUGAUAAGGGUUAUUUUCCUCGCUUUGAUCCCGAUAAUGCUUUCAUUUUCAAUCUCAACAAGAAGCUCCAGUUUUUCCAUCUUGCAUCAAGUUCCUGAAGGCCAUGUUGGUGCAUAUUGGAGGGGUGGUGCUCUAUUGAAAACUAUCACUAAUCCAGGUUUUCACUUGAAGUUGCCUUUGAUAACCCAGUUUGAGCCCAUACAAGUUACGCUUCAGACAGACCAGGUAAGAGAUAUUCCAUGUGGUACGAAAGGUGGCGUUAUGAUCAGCUUUGAUAAGAUAGAGGUUGUCAAUCGCCUUCGUAAAGAGUAUGUGUAUGAAACUCUGCUCAACUAUGGCAUAAAUUAUGAUAAGACAUGGAUCUAUGAUAAGAUUCAUCAUGAGAUCAAUCAGUUUUGCAGCGCUCAUACUAUGCAGCAAGUUUAUAUUGACAUGUUUGAUCAGAUUGAUGAAAAAAUGAAAGAAGCCAUUCAAAGUGACUGUACACAUUAUGCUCCAGGUAUUGAAAUUAUCAGUGUUCGUGUUACAAAGCCAAAUAUCCCAUUGAGCAUUAAGCAGAAUUUUGAACUCAUGGAAGAGGAACACACUAAGGCUUUAAUCGCCAUAGAGAAACAGAAGGUGGCAGAGAAGGAGGCUGAGACCCAGAAGAAGAUAGCUUUGUCGGAAGCAGAAAAGAAUGCUCAGGUCAGCAGGAUUGUCAUGGAGCAGAAGCAUGAAAAGGGGAGCGUCAAGAGGCAGCAGGAGAUUGAGAACGAAAUGUACAUUGCGCGUGAGAAGAGCCAAACAGACGCCAACUUUUAUAGAGUGAUGAAGGAAGCAGAAGCCAACAGACUGAAACUCACACCUGAAUAUCUUGAGCUCAAAUUCAUUGAAGCCGUUGCCAAUAAUUCAAAGAUCUUCUUUGGAGACAAAAUACCUAACAUGAUAAUGGAUCAGAGACUGCUUGGUAACUAUCUUAAUGGUAUUGCGAGAAACGAGCAUGCACAGAUGUAGUGACAACCAGUUGAUUUAUACUUGAGAAGAAUAUAAACCAUGGUCAAUUUGAUCAGUUGGUUGAACUCUCAAAGUGAUGGGCCAUCUUUCAAACAAUCUUGAUCUAAGCUGUUGUGGUUAGACAUCAUUCACAUCUUUUUCAGGACUUCAUUCUUUCUAUGCCUAUGGUAGUUCAAUGUGGCUAGGCAAAGGGCUUGAAGGGCUGCACAUAGGUUUGAUGAAACUAAGAAAUAAGGUUAUAUGGACAAUUUGAUAGCUGUUUGAUCUGCUUCAUACUUCGGUUUUUGGAUGUGGAAUUCCUAUGUUUGUCGGAGGAGAAUGCUGCCACGGAGAUGGUGCUGAUUCCUAUGCAGACUAGUGCACUGGUGAAGAUAUAUGAGUGUAAUGAACCAUGCUUAGUUGUAAUGUCAUUUCUCUUGUUAUGUCAUAGAAUAAUCUGCAACCAGCAAAUCUGGGUCCCUUCUAGCCGCUGGAGGCUGAUGCCUUGGUUUUAUUUGAAGGUAACAGGAGCAGUGCUUGUGUUUUAAUGAGCCUGAGAACCUGUUCUUGAACAAGCUUAACUAACCAGUUGGUUAACCUUUGACA
Molecule: messenger RNA, 1727 nt
Organism: Phoenix dactylifera (date palm)
Lineage: Eukaryota; Viridiplantae; Streptophyta; Magnoliopsida; Arecales; Arecaceae
Biological process (GO): SREBP signaling pathway
Cellular component (GO): endoplasmic reticulum membrane; endoplasmic reticulum
Molecular function (GO): ubiquitin protein ligase binding; cholesterol binding
Source: RefSeq, a predicted model, not a curated record